UGCUGGUUGUGCUGUCUGACGACUUCAUCUCUAAGGGCACGAAGCUGGUCCAGAGAAUCAGGGUGCUUUGAGUGGAGAAGCUUCAAAGCCUUGAUAAACACAGGAUCUAUCUCCACUGAGUUACUAGCGACAGCCAUUUUAGUUCUUUGUUCCGUAGUAGUGCCCAGUCUACCCAUUGAACCCAACAUGUCGGCCGCUGAAGGUGAAGAAGUCUUGAACGCUGGCGGACAAACGCAGAAAUCAGAAGUCUCUGCGGUUGAGCUCUCUAAGCGACUUCAGAAGCUUAUGUUAAAGAUCGAGGGGAGUUUUAUUACGGAAGAAGGCCGAGCAGUUGAUUACAAUGCGUUGAAAGACAGCGCUUUGUUCAAGGAGUAUGUCGAAGGAGCUCAAGCUCUGAAAACAGUGAAUCUGGAAAGUUUAGAUGGGGCGGAGAAGAUAGCCUUCUUUUUAAAUAUUUAUAAUUCAUUAACAAUUCAUGGCUUAGCAAUGUGUGAGAGUGGGUUACCUAAUUCAGUGCUGGAGAUCAAGAGUUUCUGGAGAAAAACAUCAUACAACAUUGGUGGUCAGAAGUUUUCUCUUGAUGACAUUGAACAUGGAAUUCUAAGAGGUAACAGACCACACCCAGCAGAUGGAAAGCCCUUAUUUAUGGAGGAUGAUCCUCGCCUUGAGUUCACUGUCAAAGAAGUCGAUCCUAGGAUACAUUUUGCUUUGGUUUGUGGUGCAAAGUCUUGUCCUGCCAUUAGAGUAUUCUCAGGGGGAAACCUUGAACGAGGACUCAAUGCAGCAGCAAAGAACUUUUGUUCUCAAGAAGUUGGUGUUGACAAUAACAUGGUAAUUCUUUCAAGAAUAUUUAUGUGGUACAAGACAGAUUUUGGAUCAACAGACAGAGAAUGUUUAAGCUGGAUUUCUCAUCACCUGGGCAAAGAUGAACAGCAGAAACUAAAAAGUUUGUUGGAAGUUGCAGAUAGUGACAGUUCAAUUAAUAUUACCUAUAGCGAAUACAACUGGAACCUGAAUGGAUCAAAACUGUAAAGUUAAUACUGGUUCAGUAGCAGAAAAACACAAAUUAAACACUGAAGAAGUAUUUGAAUUAAAUUAAGAAUUAAAAUUUUUUAUUUGAAAUUAUCACACAAUCCAGUAAAAAUCCCUGCCAAGUGUCACUGAUUAUGAUUUUGGACUCAAGGCCCACACUUAUGAAUAAACCACAAUCAACACAAAAAUUAUAUCAUCUAUUGAUGACCAAGUGUUAAUGCCAUAAUCUUUUUCCUGGGAAGCCAGGACACCAGCCACUUUGGAGACGAUAUGCCUUUUUUUUUUCCCACAGAAGGACAUACAUACACACAAGCCAAAUUUUAAUUGUAAUAAAACUCCAAUGUUAUAAUGCUUAACAUUUGGACAUUUUAGUGGGCUCCUUGCCACUGUAGAGGAACAAAUAAAAAUGCCAGAAAUGAUUAGUAUUUGCUGUAAUAAGUCCCUCAAAAUAAAUUUCUUUUCAAUGACUAAUGUCAAAUUUUUCAUUUUUAUACAAAUUUAUUAUAGUUUAUUAUAAUAAACAAAACUUUUUAAGUGAGAUUAUACUCAUUAAUGCUGCAAGUGAGACAAGCAAUGCUCAUGUUUUUUUAUAAUUUUAACCGGAAAUAAAGGGACCAAUUUUUGGAAACGAAGACUUGGAGGAUAUGCUUGAGCUGCGUUGUGUAUCAUAAUUAUUUUCUUCAAUUGUAUCUUUCUCAGUAUCUUUGGGUGUUCCUGUACUUCUGUGUCUAAUGUGAGAAGCUGCACUACUUGUUGAGUAGUUAGAUGGGGUUAUACAAGCCUGGAAGUUGCUAUUCUUGGGAAAGACUACUUGCGGCUCUCUCUUCAUUAAUAUAUCAGCAAAAACUUGGCUAGGAAUGCUUGAGCCAGAUGCUGAAGAUGUUAGGCUUCUUGUGGGACUAACCUCCAUGCUCUUGUCUGGAGAAAAACUUGGUGACUCGCAACAGUCAAGGAGCAUGUGGUGUACUGCUUGGCUUUGAAUGAGGGGUUUAGGUGUUAUAA
Molecule: messenger RNA, 2034 nt
Organism: Pocillopora verrucosa
Lineage: Eukaryota; Metazoa; Cnidaria; Anthozoa; Scleractinia; Pocilloporidae
Source: RefSeq, a predicted model, not a curated record